Messenger RNA from Botrytis fragariae, 264 nucleotides. RefSeq lists its product as uncharacterized. The transcript has 3 exons. Lineage: Eukaryota; Fungi; Ascomycota; Leotiomycetes; Helotiales; Sclerotiniaceae. The record is from RefSeq and is a predicted model, not a curated record. The annotation marks the transcript as partial.
AAACCCUUGGUGUCGAUAACAUUGAAGCUACCUGAUGCUUGUGAUAUCUUCCAGAACGGAUAUCAAAAUGCGUACAACGAUGCGAGCUGCAUAUUUUCGUUAUUUACCAACUUGAAGAUCUUCACCGUAUACGCAAUGUCUACGCAACAUCUACGCAAUGCUGUUUGGAGAUAUGCCAGCACAAGUGAAUUUCCAAGGUUCUCGAGAAAAGAUGUUGAUAGCCAUGUAGAUGCAGAGCUUAAUUCGUGUCAGCGCAAGGGGUAA